AUUCGAUAUCUGUAGACGGCAGUGACAAGAUCAAAUUGUGUUAUUAUUUGAGGACUAGAGGUGCGCAAAUGACGAAUUAAACUGUCAUAUACUCGGAGUAAAUGUAAAAAGUGGAAGCUUUCAGUUAAGGAUAUAUUAACGUAUUGUUAAUGCAUAAACAUCAACUUACUCCCCACUGAGUGGUGCAGGAUGGCCACAAAUAUCAAUUUGUUCACCGACAAGGAGGCAACUAACUGGUUCAAAGCGUGCAUUGCACUCAAUGUAACGAAGGAGGGACUCACUAACUUUUUGGAAAAAGAAUUGCAAAAGGUUCACUCAGUCGUUGGUACAAGUUGCGGAAAGUGCUGCAUUGAAAAACUCAUAAAAUGUCCAACGCUGAAAUAUUGUAAAAAGACUAAAGGAAAUAAUUGUAUUUUCCACAAAUCACAGCAACCACAGCAUUGCCAAAUAUGCGAUAAAGUGAAACAGAAUAUCGUUACACUGCACAGAUACGGUGGGCCGUCCUGGAGGAACACUCAUGCGGAAAAUUGGGCUCACGAUUAUUGGGAAAUAGGCAAAUGCUUUCUCCCUCUGGACGGAUAUAGCAGUGUGUCAUCAGUCCAGGAAUCAGAUUUCAAUGGUGUGAUAAGCAUCAUGUUGAAUUGCCUUCAUUUCCAAACAUGUCUUUCUUCCGCGUGUAUAUCACCACCACCACCUGAUGAUGCAUGUCUUUUAGAGAAGGUCCGUCAGAUCGGCCGAGUUGUACGUCACACGUCCGACUGCAAGGUUACAGAUGCUGACCUGCAAGAGUAUUUCCAGACCCUGUCCACGCUCCUGGUUGAUCCAAACUGCUUACAACAUGAUCCCUCAAGUACGAUAGCAUGUGCGAGACUAAGAGAUUUGCAGAAUGAUCGAUUGUCCAUAAAAGAACUGGGCGAUCUGUUGAAAGAGGCAUAUCGAACGCUCGUUCUAGCGAAAGAGGCGGGCGAACGUUUUUCUUUGGAGGCUGAAAGAACAUUAGAACAAGUAACUAAGGCUGGGGAACGACGCCUUAAAAGCGCAACACAUGCUGGGCAACAACGCCUUAAAAUCAAGACUAAGGUUGGGGAAAGCACGUAUUUGCGAACAUCGCAUUGAAAGCAAGACACACGAUGCGGAAAGAUUUCUUGAAAACAAGAUACAGGAUGGGACACACCGCAUUGAAUACAAUGCUCAGAAUGUCAUUGUGCGCAUGCAACAGGCAUCAAUCGAAACUUCGCAAGUAGACUACGAACGGGGAGUAGCAGAUCUUCGCCGACGUUUAGUGGAAUAUUACCAUGACAUUUCGAGCAACGUGCCUCUUUCAGUUUUGGAUCAGAGCUUUGAUAAACGUAUUACAGAUAUUUAUUCUACGCCAAAAAUACACCUAAUUGACAUUGAAUAAGAUGGAACACGCGUAAAAAAGGAGCAAGUAAUGAAUUACGAACACAUAUUUUAUACACAUGAUAAGUUAAAUCGACGUAUAUACUUACAAGGCGAUCCCGGUAGCGGAAAGUCUACGUUUGCAGCGAAGUUAGUUCAUUAUUGGUCCCACCGAAAUCAGCCUUCAUCGGAAUCUCGCUCUGAAAAUUCAAUGUUUAAUGACGCUUUAAUCAUAAGAAAUUUUAAGUUUAUUUUUUUCAUCUCUUUAAGAGAUGCUAGGGGUCAGACCUGCGUUGUGCAGAUGAUACAGAAACAAUUAAUUGAUACAAUGUAUUCUGGAGACAAGCGUGCCAUCGCAUACCUACUUUUGCACCAAAUAAUAGAGACGGAACGGUGCCUCGUAGUACGAGACGGUCUAGAUGAAUGGGUUGUUCCUGACGGUAGUAACCUAGCUGAACCUUUUAUGGCGGAAUUUUCAAAUGACAGAUGCACAGUUCUUACAACUUCAAGAUCAUGGAAACUAGCUGAUGAACGCAUCAAGAAUUCGCAAAUCGAUAUUCUCUUAGAGAUCGAGGGGAUUGCAGAUCCUGAUAGUUUUACUGAAAGAAUACUGCGGUGCAUACUAGACAAGAGAAACUAUAUUGAAACAACUGCAAGUGAAAUCAAAAGCUUUAUACUAGAGAGUAAACUUACCUCAUUAUCGUUUUCACCGAUGCUGUACACCCUUGUUAUCUGCACAUGGGUAGACAAGAUGGGGGAGGGGGAGCGUUUGACAGGAUCGUCAUUGUGUGCAUUAUACACUACUUUUCUUGAAAGCCUUUGUAAAAAGGUUAAUGCUACACCUGGCUUCUUUAACGAUUUAAACCCAAUCGAGGUGAAGUGCUUUUCUAGCACAAGAUAUUUGCAGCCGAUCAUUCAAAACGUACAAGUCAUUUCAAAAGCUGCGUUUCAUCUUUUGUUUUCUACUGAAAAGGAAACGUCUAUUGUAUUCAACGAUCAUCAAUUGUCAAACUAUGUUUCAAAAUCUGAAGAGGAGUUCGCUCUAAAAGCAGGCCUUAUAUCAAAACGAAAAACUAAAAAAAUGUCAAAUGCGUCUAAUUCAUUUAUUCACAAAAGCAUGCAGGAAUUCCUAGCUGCAUUUCAUAUCGCUCGAAAUGCCCAUUUGAUUGAUGAGAUAAUUUCCGGAUACCUUACUCGUCAUAUGGAUGCAUAUCUGGACAUAUCCAAUGUGUUCAAAUUCCUAUGUGGACUUAACAUUUCUGCUGCAAAUAAGCUAUCUAACAUGAUGUAUGAACAAAUUGCUAGAAUGGUGGAUACCAAGCAUUUAGUUGCAUUCCGUUCGUUUCAAGGCAUCAUAUAUGCUGGAUACAGAGAAGCUGUUGCAAAUGAAAACACGGGCAUUCUUUUCAAACUCAGUCACUUCUGCGUCAAUAAUAACAACUUAAUUGACAUGUACAACAUAUGGACUGAUAACGUGUCAAAUGCUCAUGUCUUGGCAUUAGACAUAGACGACGUAACUGAUACUAACAUGCAUAGUUCACCUGCACAUCGUAAGCAGACAUCUCAUGUUGAGUUUAACCUGGCAUCCUGUCUUAAACUGAAAUCAUUGAAUCUGAAGGGAAGCGGCUUACGUUUGACAGAUUCAGCCAGUUCGGUUCCAUCGACACUGCCAGUGUGGAUUGUUCUACAUAUUGCAAACUCAACCCAGUGUGUAGAACCUCCUCCGAUACUUCCUAGCAUAGAACAAAUUGUUUUGGACAAGGUCACAUGUUCCUCUUCUUGGCUACGUAGUCUAUUUAACACACUUCUAAACCUCGAUCAUAAGGUGGAGUGUAAUCUUUUGAAUUGUGAAAUAACAUCGUGUAUUGAGGACGCAGUCACGUGGUCACCAACAACGGAGAUUGCAACAUUAACAUGUUUCAAGAAUACAUUAAAUGUGCUUUAUUUUGACAAUUUAAGCACCGGUAUAAGCACCGGUAUGUGUGUGGUUUUCCAUGGUCUGAAUAUCAAGUCCCUUCAUUUACGCGGUAAUUAUAGAGAUUUAAACGUGAAUCAUACUGAGUUAUUGUCGAGGUCACUUUCUUCGUUCACUCAUCUGACAGAGCUUAGUUUUGAACUGUUAGAUUACAGUCCCGAUAUGUGGAAAGUUCUAAAUGGUCUGAAUAUCAAGUACCUGAAUCUAAGUGGUCUGUUUGGGGGUUUAAACUUGAAGCAUUUAGAGUCGUUGUUGCAGUCAAUAUCAUCGCUUGGUCAUCUGGAGUGGCUUCGUAUUCAUAUAGAACAUUUCAGUAUCGGUCUGGUGAAAGUUCUUCAUGGCCUGAAUAUCAAAAGUCUUUAUCUGAUUGGUAUGUUUGGAGGUUUGAACAUACCUCAUGUAGAGCCGUUUUCGCAAUCGCUUGCAUCGCUAUUACAUCUGGAAACGCUAAGUAUUGAAGUAUAUGAUGACAGUCCAGGUCUGUGGGAUGCUCUCCAUGGUCUUAAUAUCAAGAGCAUGAGUUUAAACGGUUCGUUUGGACGUUUCAACGUGAAAAAUAUAGAGUCGUUGUCCCAGUCACUAGCAUCGCUCACUCAACUUGAAACGCUUAGUAUUUACAUAGAUGAAGACAGUCCCGUUCUAUGGAAGGGGCUCCAUAAUCUGAAUAUCAAAAGCCUCAGUCUGAGUGGUCGGUUCGGAUGUUUUAAUGUGAGUCAUAUAGAGCUGUUGUCGCAGUCACUAUUAUCGCUCAAACAACUGGAAACCUUUUCAAUAUAUGUCAAAACAUACACCGAAAUACAACUACCUCAAUCAUUGAAGUAUUUAAAUGUCUACUGCUGGGCAUUGCUUCCAUACGAAGUAAGAAAACUUGUGGGCACCCUAUCAGCACGUUAUCGGACAGUUGAGACUAAUCUGGAAUUCGGUUGUGCUUCUUCCGACGCUUCCACUUUUGAACGAAUCCCACUUAACGAAUACAUUUCCAUCCAACAGGAACUGGAGACACAGAAACAUUUGUUAGUGAAACGAUUUCGAAUAUUAGACCGGCUAUGUAAAACCGAUAUGUUUGAUUAUGAUGUCGCAUCUGCCUGCUCUGUGCGUGGUGUUGGUGAGGUCGAUGACGAUACUCAGGAUGCUGACAGCGUUCAAGAAGCUGCAUCUGAAAGAUUCGUAAGCGGAAUGAGUAAUGAAACAAUAAAUCGAAUUUCUAUUCGACUUCAAAUUACGCCAGCCUUAAACGCACGAAUCAUCAAUACAUGCGGUUCAAAAACAUGACGAAAAUGUGAAAAAUGCCUUGUUUCUAUCUGGAAUAGACUUUGUGGGCACAAAAACUAUCGCUAACUUAGAUAUCAUUCUUAUAUUAAUGCAUUUGGUUAUGUCAAAUAUUUACUGUUCGCAAGCACAAAUAAUCCAUGCAUGUUCGUGAAGUUGUUUUUUAUAAAUACUUUACUAACUACAUUUCUUUUUUUCAUAGUAUUUGAAGUACUGCUUUCAAAUUAUUUUGCUCCGCCCAUAACUAUUGCGGAACAAUGAAUGCAUGAGAUCCUUGCAUGUACUUGGCUAUACAAAUCAAAUCGUUUUCGUAUUAUAAUAAAUAAAAGAGCAAUACGUGUUAAAUUAAUUGCAUUUAAGACGCAAUUUUGAUCUUACAUUUUAACAUAAAAUUACUCUAAAACUUAUGGCAAUAAUUAGUAAACUGUUAAGAUGUGACACGAAAAGAUUGCCUAUCUUUAAUUUUCAGUAGGUUUCAUAUAAUAUUAAGGGACCUAAAUUAGUCUAUAAUAUCACGUUACACUAUUUAAUUUUGUAUUUUUAGCUCGACUAUUAUAUAUGAAAUAUGGAUAGUGGAGCUAUCCUACUCACCCCGGCGUCGGCGUGAGCGUCUGCGUUAGCGUUAGCGUCUGCGUUAGCGUGCACUAGUUAAAGUUUUCGUACUACCCCAAAUAUUUUCUUUGUCCCUUGACAUAUUGCUUUCAUAUUUUGCAAAUUUGUUAACCAACAUGAUCCCAACCUAUAAACAAUAGCAGACAACUAUAUCAAGCAUUUUAUCAUAAUUAUGGCACCUUUUCCACUUAGAAUAUUCAGCAAAUGUUAAAGUUUGCGUACUGCCCCAAUUUUUUUCAAUGUCCCUUGACAUAUUGCUUUAAUAUUUUGCAUACUUGUUUACCAACAUGACCCCAACCUAUAACAAGAGCAGACAACUCUAUCAAGCAUUUUGUUAUAAUUAUUGCCCCUUUUCCACUUAGAAUAUGUAUAUUAUUGAUAAAUCUAUGUUAAAGUUUGCGUACUACCCCAAAUAUUUCCUAUAUCCUUUGUUAUAUUGCUUUUAUUUGUUGCAUACUUGUUAACCAACAUGACCCCAACCUAUAAACAAGAGCAGACCACUGUAUCAAGCAUUUUGACAUAAUUAUGGCCCCUUUUACACUAAGAUAAUUGCACAUUUUGCUUUAAUUGUCAUAACUUCUUUGUUUAUGAUCACAUUUCAUUAUUACUUUGACAAAACAACACUUACCUAAAUACCACGAUGGAUUCCACCCAAACAAUAACCCACGCCCCUACCCAGAAUCCCUCCCCCCCACCCCCCCCCCAAAAAAAAAUAUUUGUUUU
This is a messenger RNA of Dreissena polymorpha, 5959 nucleotides long. RefSeq lists its product as uncharacterized. The transcript has 6 exons. The coding region runs from base 1433 to 4627 and encodes 1064 amino acids. Lineage: Eukaryota; Metazoa; Mollusca; Bivalvia; Myida; Dreissenidae. The record is from RefSeq and is a predicted model, not a curated record.